Molecule: messenger RNA, 4332 nt
Organism: Hemibagrus wyckioides
Lineage: Eukaryota; Metazoa; Chordata; Actinopteri; Siluriformes; Bagridae
Gene: kcnb2a
Product: potassium voltage-gated channel subfamily B member 2a
Exons: 3
Coding region: 237-2669 (810 amino acids)
Biological process (GO): potassium ion transmembrane transport; protein homooligomerization
Cellular component (GO): voltage-gated potassium channel complex; membrane
Molecular function (GO): delayed rectifier potassium channel activity; protein binding
Source: RefSeq, a predicted model, not a curated record
UUCUCGCUGGCUGCUUUAAGGUUUUGCACAAAUCCAUCAUGAGGAGAAUAACCGAGUGAUUCUUUAUCUGUAAGAUUUUUUUUGUGUGAUAAACUCGUGUUUAUCGGUGGGACUGGAGCAGAAGAACGUGAUGCUUUCCAAAAAGCUCCCACUGACUCCUUGUACUCCUCUGAUCCUCCUUAUUUCUGGAGCGGAGAGAUGGAAAAAGUGCUCAGUUAAGUAGCUCAGUGGCUGUCAUGGCUGAAAGGUCAAACUUUGGGAGUCAGAAAGUCUCCCGUCCCCCGGGUUCCCUUCCGCCCGAGCCCAUCGACAUCAUCCGGAACAAGGCUCGCUCCAGAAGAGUCCGGAUCAAUGUGGGCGGUCUGGUCCACGAGGUCCUGUGGCGGACUUUGGACCGCCUGCCUCGCACGAGACUCGGAAAGCUGAGAGACUGCAACACCCACGACACCUUAAUGGAGAUCUGUGACGACUACAGCAUCAACGAGAACGAGUACUUCUUCGACAGACACCCGGGUGCCUUCUCCUCCAUCUUGAACUUUUACCGGACGGGCAAGCUGCACAUGAUGGAGGAGAUGUGCGCGCUGUCGUUCGGCCAGGAGCUCGACUACUGGGGCAUCGAUGAGAUCUACCUGGAGUCAUGCUGCCAGGCGAGAUACCACCAGAAGAAGGAGCAGAUGAACGAGGAGCUGAGGCGCGAGGCUGAGACGCUGAGGGAGAAGGAGGGGGAUGAGUCGGAUACGGGAUGCUGCCCGGAUAAGAGGAAGAAGCUGUGGGACCUGCUGGAGAAGCCCAGCUCUUCUGUAGCAGCGAAGAUCCUGGCAAUAAUAUCCAUUCUGUUCAUCAUCCUGUCCACCAUCGCCCUGUCACUGAACACCUUACCUGAGCUACAAGUCACAGACGAGUUUGGACAGUUGAAUGACAACCCCAACCUUGCCCACGUGGAAGCCGUGUGCAUAGCAUGGUUCACCAUGGAGUACCUCCUGCGCUUUCUGUCUUCACCCAACAAGUGGAAGUUUUUCAAAGGCCCUCUGAAUGUCAUCGAUCUACUGGCCAUACUUCCCUACUAUAUCACUAUAUUUCUCACAGAGUCCAAUAAAAGCGUUCUUCAGUUCCAGAAUGUACGCAGGGUGGUCCAGAUAUUCCGCAUCAUGAGAAUACUCAGGAUUCUGAAACUGGCCAGACACUCCACAGGCCUUCAGUCACUGGGCUUCACACUCAGGAGGAGCUACAAUGAACUGGGUUUGCUGAUUUUGUUCUUAGCAAUGGGAAUCAUGAUCUUCUCCAGUCUGGUGUUCUUUGCUGAAAAAGAUGAAGACGCCACCAAAUUUACCAGCAUUCCAGCAUCCUUCUGGUGGGCCACGAUUACGAUGACGACGGUGGGUUAUGGUGAUAUUUAUCCACAAACACUUUUGGGUAAAAUUGUCGGUGGGCUUUGUUGUAUCGCUGGUGUACUGGUGAUUGCCUUGCCGAUUCCAAUCAUUGUGAACAACUUCUCAGAGUUCUACAAAGAGCAGAAGAGGCAGGAGAAAGCCAUCAAGCGUAGAGAAGCUUUGGAAAGGGCGAGGCGAAAUGGCAGCAUUGUAUCGAUGAAUAUGAAGGAUUCCUUUGUGCGUCAAAUGGAAUUGGUUGAUGUUGUGAUUGAGAAGAAUGAAGAGAAGCCCUCGGACAACCACCUUUCCCCAAGUAGAUGGCCGUAUCAGAAAAGCCCCUGCACUGCCGCCAAAUCCUAUGACCCUAAAUAUCAGGACGUGAUGCAGUUACGGUCUCCAGAGAAAGGUAUCAAGCCAUGCCCGAGCCCUCAGCGAUUAAACGCAAAAUCUCUGGAGCAAAUGUAUAACCAAAUGGCAAUGACUCCCAGUGCAUCGGCUCCAAAAGAAGGUGGUAGGAUUGGCAGGGAGGAGAGUCUGGAGAUGAAGGUGGUUCAGACUGAACCAACGAUGAAGGAACGUCCUGUUACUGAGAUCAGGAGCGUGUCAAGCAUCGAUAGUUUUGCGAGCUGCUCCACGGACAUCAGCGAAGUGGAGAAAACGGCUCUGCUCCCCAACGUGAUGCAGUCCAGACACCCUCGUGCUCCUCCUCCUCUAGAUCUGAGCCAGAUCACCUCCUUAAAUGCAAAGGCAUCUGAAAAGUCAAAACAGCCCCCAAUCAUCAAGGAGGGUCUCUACGAGUUUGUCCAGUACAAGCCGGAGGGCAGCGCCCGAUCUCAAGGCGAGGAGAACCGAAGCUUUGAUAUGAGCACUGAAAGUGUAACCGGCUCUCCGAAAAGACAUGCCAAAGGUCUCCAGGUCAACUUCACUGACUUGGAGCAGCAUGAAGAUGAUGCAUCACCUGGCUUGCAUCUGGUGGUCACAGAUGACACGGUACCACUAACACCACAUUCUCGACAAAGUCCCAAAACCCCAGGAAGAGGUUUUGAAGGGGAAGGAGCGAUGAGUUCUCCUGUUUUCACUCCAUCCUCUGGUGAGAGCCUAAGAGGAAAGAAUCACAUUGACAAGCUGAUGGUUUCUCCUGCUUCACCUAAAAUUGUGCUGAAUUGUUCUCCCAGCAUGGAGGACACUUCAGACAGCAGUCAAAGUGCACAGAAGGUCGUCAAUCACCUCCUCUCUCCAGACAUUCUCAAAUUGACCGGGGAUGGGAACGUCUCACCACCAUGUGAACCUGGCAUGUAACACUGACCUGGCCCUUUAGAUACCUGUGGACUGACUAAAAAUCAAGGCAUUAAUAGGGAAAAGGUCAAUGGAGUCUAGCUGAACUGGCCGAGGCACACGGACCCUCUGAUAUUGCAAAGAGACUUCUUUAGCUUUGCGUGAUGGGAUAUAUUUACCAGUGGCUGAUGGAACUGCAUUCUAACAGAGGAAGAUACUUAUACCAUGAUACCAUAAUGACCUGGUGUGCAGGACGGACAAUCAUGAAACUCGUCCUGUCUUAUUGUGUGCUGAUUACAUUCGUGAUUUGGAUUGGUGAGUCUGGGAACUGUACUGUUGUACUUCAGAUCUACUCCUGAUCCACAGAAGUAUGACUGAGCAGAAAUACUGCCCAGUCUGACAUACUGACAUGCUAACAAGUCUCCACCCAAUAAGUAAUGACACAUGGCUAAAGGUGUGAACUAUCCAGUUUUAGUUCGGGUUAACUAGUAGUCUAUUCACUGAUAGUAAAAGUAAAACCGGUGUAUGCAAAUUAGUUCAUAGGACAUGAAUAUGACGAUGCAUUAAAAUGUUCUCAAAAAUGCCUUCAUGAGGUGAUCUCCUCCUGAUCGCUAAGCUUUCAUGUCAGUAUUUUGAGAGUCGCUCUAACUGCCCUCUCGUUCACAUAAGGCACAAUAUACAAGACCAAAAAAAAAGAACGGAAGCAAGAUAUAUACAAAAUAUUCAGCUACCUACAUUAGCAUGCUAGUCUUCAUCUGUUCAGCGCAUUUAAAGAGUGGAAAUGAUGCAUGCAUGCAUUAGACCAGUUGUCCAGCACAUUUUAACACUGUGGACAAAACUUGCUGUAAGAUGUCUUGCCUUUUAUAAAAUAUCUGCGUCACUUAUAUAGUGACGGACAAAGCGGCGCCUCCUGCUGGAUAAACAAAAAAACAGCACUUUAUAUUAAUGGUAAUAGCCAUUAGCACAGAACUCGGCUUUUCCGUAAUCACCAGAGAUAACGGUCUGCAUGACCGACAUACGUAAAGGCUGGUCUUUAUUUUAUCUGUAGUUCACGAAAAACAUUACAGAUCACAUGGAUUAUUCUCUCUGAACAAGUGAUUUUGUAAAAGACCAUUUUGGCAGGACAAAUAUUUCCUGUUUUGAGUAUUUAUGAAGAAUUAUGCGUGCCUUGUCAUAAAUAUUUAUGAGAAGGCGUUACGGUAUUUGGCUUUCUUCGUAUCGGUCUGUACAGAAAAAAAGUCUAAUUUUUAUAGAGUAAUAUAUGCAAGUACAAUUGAGUUCUCAGGUUUUGUAUAACUUGAAAAGCACUAAUGUCAUGGUUUCUUUCCUCAUUAGACACGACUCUAUGUCUCACGUAUUCAUUGCAUCGAUGGAGGAAAUGCAGACGCUCCACUCAUAAUCAUGUGUUAGUUGACGUAUUUACAAUGCAAGAAUCAUUCUAUGUGGAUGAAAACUUCCCAUAACGGAUAUUUAACCUGCACAAUGUAAAGUGUACAUGACAAACUGAAGGCUGUCUUUUUCUGCAUUUACUCUCAUGCUGAUGUUUUUUGUUUUUCUUUUCUGAAGCUCAGUUUGUAGAUUUGUGGCAGUGCAACAGUAGUUCAUAUUUAUUGUACAGUAAUAUUUAAAGAUAGUGACUGGAUUGUUUCAAACACAGUAAAAUAAACGUGUUUGUACAGACCCGCAU